AUGACAGCAUCCCCACCAAGUCGAAUCUCAUCAGAAGCAGUCUCGGAAAUCGCACCGGAAAUUGUCGUGUGGACCGAAGAUAUGGACUUGGAUGACACAAGCCAGGAUGAGGCGGGGCCCUCCUCCGCUCCUGCAUCCAACCCUGAUUCACCCAUGGCCGAAGAGGCUGAAUCAGAGACCCUUCAUAUCCAGUCACACGAUACCCCUCACGAGUCGUUCGAAUCACCGUUGACUAAUCUGUCGGACCACGAGCAGUCUGAGCUGUCUUCGGUACCCUCAUCGCUCUCUAGUAAGGCAACGACGCCCGUAGACCUAGAAGGCCAUAAGGACUUCUCCAUACCGUCGACGGAGACUCCUCUUGUCCGCGAGGCAGUGCGACGAUCCUUCGAUGUAAAGCCAAAGUCAUCAAUCCCAUCAAAUCUCUCAAAUUAUGAAUAUGCAAGACAAUGCAUAGAAGCUGCCGAGUCCUCGAGGCUAAACCCAUACGCACUGCAUCAAGAGGAAUACCAGAUGUUCCGACAUCACAUCAGCCAUGUCCAGGUUACCACAUAUCUCAACAUCAGAAACGGUAUCCUUCGACUUUGGUACAACAACCCGCGUGUUGCAGUGACAAGGAAUGAGGCGGUCGGCUGCGCCAACGUCCGCUGGUUUGACGUCGCAAGCGUGUGUUACGACUGGCUUGCGCGGCGUGGCUACAUCAACUUUGGCUGUGUAGAAUUCCCGGGGACGAGCGACCGGGCUGAACAAGCCACAGGUACAGAUCAUGUGCCCGGGAGGAAAAGAAUCGUGGUCAUCGGUGCCGGUAUGUCCGGGUUGGGUUGCGCGAGACACCUCGAUGGGUUACUCCGGCAGUAUUCAGACCGAUAUCGUGCGCUUGGAAAGCCGCUACCGGAAAUUAUCGUCCUUGAGGGACGCGGUCGGGUGGGUGGAAGAGUUUACUCAAGAGAGUUCAAAUCAAAACCGACACUGCCGUUGCCGGACUUUGACGGUGAACGGUUCACCGCUGAAAUGGGCGGGAUGAUUAUUACGGGAUUCGAGCGCGGCAACCCGAUGAACGUCCUUGUACGUGCACAGCUCUGUCUCCCAUACCGUGCCCUGCGGUCAGAGACGACAAUUUACGAUUCAAACGGCAAGCCUGUGGACUAUGUGAGAGACCAGCUCGUGGAGAAUUUGUACAACGACUGCUUGGAUCGAGUCAGCGAAUACAAAUUCAAGUCACAGCCCUCCAAGUUGAUCGAGGGUAAUCGGGACUUGAUCAAUGAAGCGCGAGAUGCCGUGAGUGACGGACAUAGGACGAUUGGACAGGCCGAAGAGGCGACUGCCGCUCUGCCGCACGCACCGCCGGUCUCCCAACAAAACGUGCCUGAACGAGUCAACUUGGUGCCAGUUUCCUCAGAUAAGCUGACCGGACGUGUCCACACUCAACCUGGCACACCAGGUAUCCUCAAAGCAUCUGAAAAGGCUAGGAUGAUGGGGUGGACAUUGAAAAACGGUGCGGCAAACGACGCUAAUAUCGAUUUAAACGAAGCUGCGGGCUUGCCAACGGCGACCCUUGGUUCGGUCAUGGACGAGGCCGUCGUUCAGUACCGCAAUAUCGUGGAUUUGACCGCCCAAGACCACCGCCUUAUCAACUGGCAUGUGGCAAACCUGGAAUACAGCAAUGCCACGAAUCUUCAUAAUCUCAGCUUAGGUGGCUGGGAUAUUGACGCUGGUAACGAGUGGGAAGGCAAGCACACCAUGAUCGUUGGCGGGUACCAAAGCGUCCCCAGAGGUCUUAUGCACUGCCCGACGCCUCUCGACGUUAGGCCGAGGGCUGCCGUCAACAAGAUCAAGUACGAUACGCAGGAAAAUGGCCGAGCUUCUGUUUACUGCGAAGAUGGAACAACAAUUGAAGCUGACUACGUCGUUUCGACAAUACCGCUUGGUGUGUUGAAGCAGGGCAACGUCGAAUUUGACCCACCUUUGCCUAAGUGGAAGACGGACGUAAUCUCCCGGAUAGGCUAUGGCGUGCUCAACAAACUGGUUCUGGUUUACGACCACCCCUUCUGGGAUACGGAGAGGCACAUCUUUGGUGUUCUGCGAGAUGCCCCUAACCGACAUAGUCUGAACCAAAGCGACUAUAAAUCUUCAAGAGGGCGCCUCUUUCAAUGGUUCAAUGUCACCCAGACAACAGGUUUACCAUGUCUUGUAGCGCUAAUGGCAGGCGAUGCCGGCUUUGACACGGAACAUAACAGUAACGACAACCUGAUUGCCGAGGCGACCGAAGUGUUGCGCAGCGUCUUUGGACCUGCAGUACCAUACCCUGUUGAGUCGGUUGUCACUCGCUGGGCCUCGGACAAGUUCGCCAGAGGAAGCUACUCUUCGGCUGGUCCAGACAUGCAACCGGACGAUUACGAUGCGAUGUCGCGCCCGAUCGGCAAUCUCUUCUUCGCUGGGGAACACACAAUCGGCACUCAUCCUGCCACCGUUCACGGAGCUUACUUAUCGGGACUUCGCGCAGCAUCAGAGGUUGUCGAUUCGAUGCUCGGCCCGGUAGAUAUCCCAACUCCCCUAGUUCUACCCAAAGAAAGCGUCUCAAACAAACGGAAGGACAUGGAAGGGCCCAAGGACCCGGAACAGACUCUUCUGGAGGCAUAUGAUCUGGCCGCCUGGGAACACAUUAAGUCCAAGAUUGGCGAGAGGCCCUCGCCGCCCGGCAAGUUGGUUGUGAAUGCCUAUCUCCUCUAUAGCAGGGCCUUCUUCGGGAUUGCCCGUAAAAAGUGUGAGGAUGAGCGCGCGGGGCGGAAGAAACCAGCGCCGAACGAGGUGCGCGUCAUGACGUCCAAGAUGUGGAAGGCCACCACGCCCGAGGAGAGAAAGCCGUUCGAGGACCAGGCGCUCGAGCAAAAGGCCGCCUAUGCCAAGGCUGUCACGGCGUACAACGAGAAGCUGGCGCAAUGGGACAAGGACUACGUCGAGAUCCUGGCGGCUUUUCGACGGGAGCACCCGUACAACCCCUUGAACGGGGAGGGCAGCGGGUCGCAACGGGAGAACAGCGCGCAGAAGCAUCGCAGGACGAAACAAGUCAGCUACGCCGAAAGUGACGGCAGCGACGUUGAGUUUUGA
Molecule: messenger RNA, 3105 nt
Organism: Colletotrichum graminicola M1.001
Lineage: Eukaryota; Fungi; Ascomycota; Sordariomycetes; Glomerellales; Glomerellaceae
Product: flavin containing amine oxidoreductase
Exons: 2
Coding region: 1-3105 (1034 amino acids)
Molecular function (GO): oxidoreductase activity; protein binding
Source: RefSeq, a predicted model, not a curated record